AUGGGUGUUCCCCAACAGCAACCUUUUGGUUACAAAUGGCGCUCUUCCAAAUGGUUUGUUAUCUCUACUGUCACUCUUGCCUUGUUUGGUGAAACCUUCCUAUAUGCAUUCAUUGUUCCUAUUUUAGACUACAUGUUACGGACUCGCCUGCACAUUGAUCGCUCCAAGACUCAGAGUGUUACGUCUGCAGUACUCGGCCUCCAUGGCGCUAUCUCUGUCGUCGCUGGUCCCAUCAUCGGUCAUUUCGCCGAUAAGACCCCAAACCGCAAGACACCAUUACUGCUUUCUCUUAUCACCUGUAUAAUAGGGACCCUCAUGAUUGCCAGCACCCAUUCGGUUCCGAUCCUCUUACUAGGUCGCGUCUUGCAGGCAGUUGCGGGAUCCGCAGUCUGGAUCAUCGGCUAUGCAACCAUCGCAGAUACCGCGGAUCAGGCGAAUCUCGGCACGAUAAUGGGGAUUGCAAUGUCUUUUGUCAACUUGGGAGUCAUCGGCGGGCCCGCAGUCUCUGGGUUGUUACUGGAAGUGGCGGGAUAUUGGAUAACUUGGAUGACACCGCUCCUCAUUUUGGCUAUCGAUCUUGUCGCGCGGCUUUUGAUGAUCGAGAGUCCGUCGAAGAGUUCAUCUCCUAAUACAAGGUCCACGAAGACAGCAGAGACGGCAGACUUAACAGAGACCACGGGUCUACUGAUCUCGCAUGACGAUCCUCAAGACCUACCCGACGAGGCAGGCGGCUUUUGGCGUAUUAUGCUGUGUGAUGCUCGCGUUCUGACUGUUCUACUCAUUCAGAUAUUGAGCAUAGCAGUGGGAACGUGCUUCAACGCGACUAUUCCGCUAUUUGUACAAGAAACCUUUGGAUGGGGUCCUAGUAAGAUUGGAUUCCUGUUCUCCUGCUUAAUCCUGCCCAGUCUCCUAGUCGGUCCCCUCGCAGGCUGGAUUCGGGACCGUGUCGGGACACGAUAUCCUGCUGCAAUUUCGUUAGUUCUUCAGGCAGCGGUGUUAGUACUAUUGGGUAUUGCUGGAAACGAGCGAAUCACCUGGGCGAGUGCUCAGAACUAUGGCGGGACACUUUAUAUAGCAUCUAUCGUGGCUAUGGGUGCAUUGCGGCCUUUUAUGGCUGGCUUAGGACCUAUCGAAUUGACUGCUGCUGUCAAGUCACACCAAGACCGGACCCCAGGUAUCUUUGGGCCCGAGGGAGGGCUAUCCCGGGUGUUUGCUAUGAUGGAGGUUGCUGCUUCCAUUGGGAUGACAAUUGGUCCAAUUGUGGGUGGUUCGCUCAAGGAACUCUUUGGUUACGACUAUAUGAACUGGACUUGGAGUCUGCUUUAUAUCUUCCUUGCUGGGCUUGUAAUGUGUUUCUUAGGAUCCGAGGAUCCCGAUAUAAUUUCCCCUGCUGAUGGAGACUGCUAG
Penicillium concentricum is the source of this 1407-nucleotide messenger RNA. RefSeq names its product MFS transporter. Gene Ontology annotation, biological process: transmembrane transport. The transcript has 4 exons. NCBI's taxonomy places the organism in Eukaryota, Fungi, Ascomycota, Eurotiomycetes, Eurotiales, Aspergillaceae. Bases 1 to 1407 code for a protein of 468 amino acids. The record is from RefSeq and is a predicted model, not a curated record. Gene Ontology annotation, molecular function: transmembrane transporter activity.